ACAGGAAAAAUUGCAAGUGAAACAAAGGCCACCACUCCAUCACCUUCCUCCAGCUCUGCGUGCAUCUGAGCCUGCAGCAAUUGCCUGUAAAUAAGAGCAAUAAAUUAUGGAUUUCCUCAGGACUAAUUAAUUGCCCAAGCCAACACAGGACGAUCUUUGUCCACUAAGCAGCAAAACCAAACAUUUGGAGGGCUGCAGGUUGGAGCUCUGCUACUGCCCUUCCGCUGUGUGUUAAAUGUCCCCAUUCAGCGCCAUCCAAGUGUGGUCCCAUCGCACCCUGCCCAGCGUUGACCUCUGGAUCGCACCGACCCGGUGCCGCUCUCGCUGCAGGUGCAGGACAGGAAGGUGCUGGCUGGGACGUGCAGUACUCAGAGGGCUUGGAAGGGCCACGGUUCAGUGGGCAUGGUGGUGAUGGGUCAGUGGCUGGACUUGGUGAUCUCUUCCAACCUUAAUGAUUCAAUGACUCUAUGACUCCAUGAAACAGUGACCGUGUCUUGUGGUGUUGAGAUGAGCCAUGCUCAGCAAUGUAAUUACAAAGGGAUUUUCUAUUGAGACUUUCUCGUGCUCUUGGAGCAUCCCCCAUCUCAUCUCUUUGGAGGUAUGAUGGGGAAGGAGUGAGCUCAGUGGGACACAUCAGGAGAAACAAACUAGGGGACCCUCUUGACCCCAAGGCCACCACGUUGUGCCCAUUCUGCAGUGCUUCCUGCUCCCGUUUCCCAAAUGUGAGUGGAUUCCCUCUCCAUGGAGAUAUUCAAGGUCAGGCUGGACGGGGCUCUGAGCCACCUGAUUGAGCUAUAGAUCUUAGGUUGGAAGGGACCUCAAAGCCCACCCCGCCCCAACUCCUGCCAUGGGCCGGGUGUCCCCAACAGCUCAGGCUGUCCAGAACCCCAUCCAACCUAGCCUUGAGCACCUGCAGGGAUGGGGCAUCCACAACUUCUCGGGGCAGCAGUGCCAUGGCCUCACCGGCCUCUGAAUAAAGAAUUUCUUCCUAACAUCUAAUGUAAAUCUCCCCUGUUUUAGUUUAAAGCCAUUUCCCAUUGUCCUAUCACUUUCAGACCACGUUAAAAGUUGGUCCUCCUCCUUCUUAUAAGCUCCCUCCAAGCACUGGAAGGCUGCAGUGAGGUCUCCCCUCACUGAGCCUUCUCUUUUCCAAGCUAAACAAGCCUGGCUCCCAAUCUUUCUUCAUUUGAGAGGUGCUUCAGCCCUUUGAUCAUCUUUGCAGCCCUCCUCUGGACCAGAAGAUGCCCUUGCUCAUUGCAAGGGAGGUUGGACCAGAUGACCUUUAAAAGUCCCUUCCAACACAAACAAUUCUAAGACUCUAUUCUAUCAGUGCUGCAGGUGGAGCCUGCACCAUGGGUUCAUCCCCUAAGUGAAUCCUUCCAGGGGGAAACACCAGAUCGCUCCUUCUCUCCCAGCCACAGCCCAUAAAUCCUCAUCCGUGCAAUAAAAACAAACUCCAGUAGUUCCUUCCCUGGGCUCUUUCCCAAAGCUUUUAGGCAGCUGGAGUUUGCUUUUGUGCUGAUGAAGCCGUGGAGGAGGGCUUAAGCGAAACAAUAUUGUGGCAGCUGAGAGGUCUGCUGGUGGUUGUUCAAACCUCAGUGCUUCAGCCAGGGACUAGCAACACCUCCAGAAUUUCAUCCAGCCCAUAAACAGGGCCGGUCCAAGUCCCAGGAUGUCAAAACAGGAUUUGAAAACAACAGCUCCAGGUCUGCAUCAGCCACCACUGGAGCACCACUGGGAGCCAAGUGCUUAGUGAAAUCCCAGCUCCCAGCUCCGAGAACACACAGCCUUCCCCAAAGUGCUUGGGAUGGAACAAAGUCAUCAAUCAGCUAUUUUCACUCCAAUCUCCGUAAACAGGAGCAAGCCCAGAGACACAGAGCAGAGGAAAAAAAGUGUCAGCUCCUUCUGGUGCCAUGGGCAGAGAGGAGUGGAAUGUGGCCCCACUGGUCCCUCGUGGACCUCACAGGGUGCAAAUCCCACUGACCCCCAGUGCAGUGCGGUGAUUUCGGUGACAGUCACUGCGUUGGUGUUGUAUUGGACAGGGGGGGAGGCACAGCCAGCUGGGUGAGCAUCAUGGCCAUGUUUUCCCCUGGUUUGAGCAAGACAAGAGCGAUGGACACAUCCUAUGAAGGAGCAUGGAGAGGGAGGUGGGGUCCCACUGCCCAUAUCAUGACCCUCGUGCACUAUCACAUCUUGGCACUGGGUUGGGAGAAAGCAUUCAGCAUGGCAGCGUUCCCAUUAAUACACUAUUGUUUUCUAAUUACACAUCGGUGAGCAAAUCAUGGAAAAAAGUCUGUAAGAGUUGGCGGGGCCUCCCAGGGCUCAUCACGAUGUGGGGCGGGAGGGAGACGAGGCUUCUCCAGCCCUUGGCCUUGUGCAGGGAAAUGCCAGCAAUGGAUAAGCAGAUCAUAGAAUCAUUAAGGUUGGAAAAGACCUCCAAGAUCAUCCAGUCCACCUACCACCAGUAUUACCCACUACACCAUGUCCCUAAGUACCACAUCUACACAUGCGAGCAGCAUCCUUCCCCAUGGCCACGGGCAGCAUCCUGCCUCCCCCCAGGCAUCCCUGGGCUGUGUUCAGCCCAAGUUCACACCAAGGCAACCCCUGACCUGGCUGCUCCUUGCCUGCUGGAUAAACAUUCUGCCACUUCUUGGCAAAUCCCAGCUUGUUUUCUUCUUUUGCCUCGUAAACAGAAACAGGAGUCAGCACUGGGCACCACCAAUUAGUUUUUAUGUGACACUGAUCAAUGUCCUCCUGCACUGCUCUCUCUGGCAGCGGGGCUGGGAGGGAUUACUAAGAGGGCAGCCCGUCCUUGCCGUCCCCAUCCUGUUCCUGUCCAUAGCUGAAUGCACACUCCAUGUUGUGCUGUGCUUCAGUAGGUAUGGCCCCACGGGAGUACGUGCUUGCACAUGGCUCCAAACUUCCUUUUGCAGAGUUUUAUGGGGGGCUCUUAUCAGGGGCUUUGCUGGUUGUCCCCACGGCUCAAGUGAGAUGUGGGCACACUGACUUGCAAGGAGGGUCCCAGCAGAAUGGCAUCCUGCCCCUGCAGCUCUGCGCUGCUCCACACCAUCAGAGAAUCACAGAAUAUCCUGAGCUGAAAAGAACCUGCUGGGACCAACUCCUGUCUCCACACAGGAUCACCCCCAAAACAUAGAUUCACUAAGGCUGAAAAAGACCGCUGAGAUCCCCAAGUCCAACACCAGCUCACCCCAAACCAUGCCCACUGACCCUGUCCCUCAGCACCGUAUCUCCAUGGUUCUGGAACACCUCCAGGGACGGUGACCCCACCACUCCUCGGGCAGCCUGUGCCAGUGCAUCACCUCUCUUUCCAAACUCUACUCCUGAGAGCGGUGUCCUAGCGCUCCCUGAGCUCUGGGAGCUUGGGGCUGUGCCCUGGGGAGCAUUCCAUGCCCACCGCCCUCUGGGGCAGAACCUUCUCCUGAUACCCCACGGGGUCCGAGCAAGCAUCUGGCCACGUCCCAUGUCCCCAGGACACCUCAAUGUACCCCAAAUGUGGGAAGCCCUUGGGCACUGGGGGGCACCACCUUGUCCCCAACCAGGUGAGAGCCCCAGAGCAUCCUCAUUGCAGCACCUGUGGGAUAUCCCAUAAAAUCUGCCACCGCCAUCCAUUUGGGGACCCAAUCCAGAGCAUCCCCCGCAGCACAGCCUGAUGACACUGCCAGCUCAGCGUCCCCGACUUGGCCACGACCCCAAAGCCCCACUCCCGCAGGGCAGCCCCGCAGCCCAGCCCCGUGUUUACCAUCACCUCGCCGAGGGAUUAUUCCGCCGGCGCUUUCCUCGCCCGCCCGGCCCGCUGCAGCCCGUGGCACAGUGCCAUCCCGGAGCCUCACGCCGCGCUAUAUAAGCGCUCUCUCCGCUCGGGCUGCGGGAACCGCGCGCUUCGCAGGCAGCACUGAGCCCCGGGGAAACCACGGCUCCGCAAAUCCCUUCGGCUGCUCCCAGCCCACGCACCCCAGAACAAGAGGACGGCACUCUCCUUCGUUGGGGGUUUUAUGGUUUUUGUAGGUCUGGGGGACGUGGGACAGCUCCAGGUCCUUGAGGAAGCUCCCAGCCACCUCUGGACACGAUGCUGGUCACCGCAAGAGGAUGGGUUCUGCUGCUGCUGCUGGGAGCCACGGCCAGCUCAGGUCAAAGGCUUGUGAGACAAGGCCUUGGCAGGAUCCAGAUAGGACAGAAAACCUUCAGACCAAUAGUGAUGCUCAGCCUAGAGGGUACAAGGAGCAGCUCCCGCCGGAUGGACCCGAUCUUCACCAGCGCCAGACGCACUCUUCUGGUGCAAGAUCCCAGAAAGUUUCUGUCUCCGUGGUCGAAAUGGAGCGAGUGCUCAGGGAAGUGUGGCCAAACCGGUGUGCAGAAGCGGACCCGAUCCUGCCUGGCGGAUCGCCUCUGGGGCGUGCACUGUAACGAAGUAAUGGAGGAAGGACGGCUCUGCAUCGGACACGUUUGCUCAGCCUGCAACAUCACCUGCCCCAUGGGCCGCGUGAACGCCGACUGCGACGCGUGCAUGUGUGAGGACGUGACCCUGCACGGAAAGGUCUCCUUGGAGGAUGGUUCACCAGCAGACAACGCCCGGGUCUACCUGCAAGCCAACAAUCUCAAGUUGUUGACAACGGCUGACGAUAAGGGCACAUUUAGAAUUCCUGGGGUCUGUCCUGAUGGCAGAAACACCCUUAAGAUAAAGAAAGCCAAAUACACGACUGCAGCCAUCACCGUGCCGGUGACCAACAGGAGGAACCUGGCGCUCCAAGUGCAGCUGAAGAGAUCAGGGAAACCCUAUGUUUUCAAGAGCCCUGAUGACAAGGCAAGGAGAGAGGGGCAGAGCGUGUCACUCUGCUGCAAUGCUGUGGGGACUCCAGCCCCAGAUCGCUAUCUCUGGUACCACAACGGCUCCCUGCUGGAUCCUUCCAUAUAUAGAUACAAAAACAACCUGAUUCUGAAGAACCUGAACAGAGCGCAGGCAGGAGAGUACUUCUGCAAGGCCGUCAGCGAUGGGGGUUCAGCGAAGUCCCAACCUGCCACACUUUCUGUAAUAGGAAAACAAGAGGCAGCCUGCAGCUCCCAGCCCCAAAGCCACCUCAUUCGUCUUCCGCACGACUGUUUCCAAAAAGCAACUGACUCAUUCUACUAUGACGUGGGGAAGUGCCCAGCAAAGACCUGCGUUGGGAAGCUGGAUAAGGGACUCCGCUGUAAGGACAACAUCUCCUAUUGCUGCGGGGUGUCUAAGAUGGAGAUGAGAGAGAUCUUGUGUGAUGGAUACACGCUCCCCACUAAAGUUGCCGUAGAAUGUGGCUGCAAAAAAUGCACCGAGACAAAAAUAACAGUUCGGGGCAGAGCUACAGCAGUGGAUAACGGUGAGCCACUGAGGUUUGGCCACAUCUACAUGGGGAACAAGAGAGUGAGUAUGACUGGCUACAAGGGAACCUUCUCUGUCCACGUCCCACCGGAUACUGAGAGACUGGUUCUAACCUUUGUGGAUCGGCUGCAGAAGUUUGUGAACACAACAAAAGUUUUGCCAUUCAAGGAAAAUGGAGGUGCUGUGUUUCAUGACAUUAAGUUACUACGAAAACAAGCCCCUAUUACACUGGAAUCCACUGAAACCAGUGUAAUUCCUUUGGGUGAGAAGGAAGACGAUGAUCCAAUCGCUGAAUUAGAAAUCCCUCCUGAUUCAUUUUACAGGAAGAAUGGAGAACCUUACAGAGGUAAAGUGAAAGCCAGCGUGACGUUUCUGGACCCAAGAGAACUCUCAACGGCGCCUGUGACACAAAGUGACCUGAACUUUGUGGAUGACGAAGGAGACGUGUUCCCGCUCCGCACGUAUGGCAUGUUUUCCGUGGACUUCACCGAUGAACAAGGAACGGAGACUCUUAAUGCAGAGGAUGUGAAGGUCCACUUGGACACUGCUCAGGUCAGGAUGCCAGAGCACCUACAAGAAAUGAAGCUUUGGUCACUGAACCCUGAGACAGGACUAUGGGAGGAAGAAGGGGACUUCAACCUGGAGAAAAGCAGACGGCGCAAAAGAGAGGAGCGGACUUUUUUGGUUGGGAACAUGGAGAUCAAGGAAAGGCGGCUUUUUAACCUGGACGUCCCAGAGAGCAGACGCUGCUACGUCAAAAUCCGAGCAUACAGAAGUGAGAGAUUUCUGCCAAGUGAGCAGAUCCAAGGGGUGGUGAUUUCUGUUAUAAACACGGAGCCAGAACCAGGGUUCUCCUCCAACCCCAGAGCAUGGGGCCGUUUUGACAGCGUGGUCACCGGUCCCAAUGGCGCUUGUGCACCAGCCUUUUGUGACGAGCAGAACCCAGAGGCCUACGCAGCUUACAUUUUGGCAAGCUUGGGGGGUGAAGAACUCGAAGCUGUGCCCUCUGCUCCCAAACUCAAUCCUAAUGCUAUUGGGGUCCCACAGCCAUAUCUCAACAAGCUCAACUACAGGAGAACAGACCAUGAGGACCCUAACACUAAGAAAACAGCAUUCAGAAUCAACAUGGCCAAGCCGAGUCCAAAUUCUGCAGAUGAGAACAAUGGCCCUAUUUAUGCCUAUGAAAACCUGAAAGAAUGUGAAGAAGCUCCAUACAGUGCUGCUCACUUCAGGUUUUACAGGAUAGAGGGAGAUCGGUAUGACUUCAAUACUGUUCCCUUCAGUGAAGACGACCUCAUGAGCUGGACCGAUGACUACCUGGCAUGGUGGCCCAAGCCCAUGGAAUUUAGGGCCUGCUACAUUAAAGUCAAAAUUAAUGGACCCCAGGAAGUGAACAUAAGGUCUCGCAACAUGGGUGGGACGCAUCCACGCACCAUUGGCAAGCUCUACGGUAUCAGGGAUGUCCGUAGCAUUCGGGAUCCUCAGCAGCAGGACGUGUCAGCAGCCUGCCUGGAGUUCAAGUGCAGUGGCAUGCUCUUCGACCAAGACCGCGUGGACCGCACGCUUGUGAAAGUCAUCCCACAAGGCAGCUGUCGCCGGGAGAGCGUUAACAGCAUGCUCCAUGAGUACCUGGUGAACCACCUCCCCAUGGCUACCAACAAUGAUUCCAGCGAAUAUACAAUGCUGGCACCCCUUGACCCACUGGGGCAUAACUACGGCAUCUACACCGUCACCGACCAGGACCCAAGGAUCGCCAAGGAAAUCGCUUUGGGCAGGUGUUUCGAUGGCACAUCAGAUGGCACCUCCAGAACCAUGAAGAGCGAUAUCGGUGUUGCGCUGACUUUCACCUGUUCGGAGAGGAGCGCAGCAGAGCAAAGCUUAUUUGAGACCCAGAGGAACUCGGGCCAGCAGUCCAUACGGGUACCAGCAAGGGAGAGCCCUGCAUACCAAAGGCCGGUGGGAAGCCGCCAGAUCACCCAAAGCAGAAUCCAGAUGAGAGGUCAACGUCCUUCCUCAUACUAGAGCUAUAUAGGAGCCUUGGUAAAGUCACUCACAUUUGAUUUAACCAUAAGUAUCUACCUGCAAACAGCUUAAUUCCAAGCAGGUAGUUGUCAGUAUUUUUGAGACGUGAUGCUCCCCCCUCCCCUUUUUUUAUUUUUGCAUUGCACCAGAAAGGAAAGAUAUAAGGCCAAAAUUGGGAGGCAGUACUUGUAGUGAGUUCCUGCCUUACCAAAAGUGUAAAAAAAAAAAAUCUGAUAUAAAACAACUUCACCUGAUAGCCUAAAGGGAAGACUAAACGCACAGUCCAAUUAAGUCACAUGCAUACGACAUUUUCCUAUUCUGCAU
Numida meleagris (helmeted guineafowl) is the source of this 7720-nucleotide messenger RNA. It is a transcript of the gene CILP, whose product is annotated as cartilage intermediate layer protein. The transcript has 9 exons. Lineage: Eukaryota; Metazoa; Chordata; Aves; Galliformes; Numididae. Bases 4088 to 7396 code for a protein of 1102 amino acids. The record is from RefSeq and is a predicted model, not a curated record.